Molecule: messenger RNA, 1926 nt
Organism: Adineta ricciae
Lineage: Eukaryota; Metazoa; Rotifera; Eurotatoria; Adinetida; Adinetidae
Source: the annotation of a GenBank genome assembly
AUGUCCAACAAUGGGAUGAACUAUCCUAUGUACAAUACUUUUCCAUAUCCUCAUAUUGUUCAACAGCAACCUUUCUACAGACAAGACUAUCCACGUCGUUAUUCUCAGCCGCCAAUUACACCAUAUGCCAAUCAGCCAGCGUAUCCUUCGGCGUCGAAUCAAUCACAACAAUACAAUAAUAGUUAUGAUCAUCUCAUUCAAUCUGCUGCUGAAACGCUCGCUGCAUUCACUGCUCCUUCCGAACAACCUGUCAUGAACAGACCUCGAUUGCUUCCGCCGCAAAGAGCUAUUCGUCGGACCGGAAUGAAUUCAACCUACACCCCAAAAGUUCCAACUCGUACCUAUUAUUGUGAAACAUGUCGAAUAGAAUGCGGUGGUCACGCAUCGUACCAAGCACAUAUCCAAGGUGCUAAGCAUAUAAAGAAAGCCGGUAAUUGUCAAACUCAAUCAAAAACAAGCAAUGUGUUUCUUUGCGAACUAUGUGAUAUAACUUGUACAAAUGUCGAUGCUUAUCACGCCCAUCUUGAAGGCAAUAAACAUCAGAAGACUCUGAAAUUACAUUUGAAACUAGGCAAAACUAUCCCUCAACCUACUCCUCUCUCAUCUCUCACUAGUAAUGAAUCUCAAUCUGAAAUAAUCAAUGAAAUCAAACAAUCAGGUUAUAAUAGUAUGCAAUUGUUAGGUGUAGAAUAUAUCGAAACACUGCACGAUGAUACUAACACUAUCAAGUCAUACUAUUGUAAAUUAUGUAAUUGUACAUUUAACGAUGCAAACGCAAGAGAUACACAUUUAAAAGGCAAGCGCCAUCAAUUGUCAUAUAAAAAAAAAGUUGAUCCAAAUCUGAAAAUCGAUGUAAAUAAUCGAACAAAACCAUCGAGUCCAAAGCAUCAAUCAAAUCUUACAGGACAACCCGAUUGUCCACAAGAAUCGAAUUCGCAAAACAGUCAAACAGAAUUCGACGACGACACGAAGUAUCUCAUGAUGUUACAUGAACAGAUUGUACCAUCCGAACACUUACUUGGUAUCAUCGAACGGUUUGUUAGUAAUGUCGAGACGGCGUUGCAAUCAUGUUCGGAGCAACUUUCCGUUUCAUCGAUGUCCACAACAGCGAAUACUCUAGGAACUGUGAUAAACAAAAGUCCAUUGUUAGGUUUUUCUCGUAUUGGUUCAUUUGUGAAGAAUUUACUGAUAAAAACUGAUCGGAUCUUUCAUAUUGUUAUCGUUUGUGUUGAGUGGCCAACGCGAGAACUUAUCGACAAAGUCGUUUCGAUGUUAUCCGAAAUAUGGAAAAAUGAUAAUGGUAUCCAAUGUCAACGAAAUGAAGACGGUAUUCGAGUAUAUACACAUACUAGCGAAGGACAGAUGUGUGUUUCAAUGUCAUUUACAUCGUUUACUAUUUCAACAACGAAUAAUAAAAUGUCGAAUCAGGAUUUAUCAAGAACAAGAUAUUCGACUGAUAUAGAUGCAAUGCAUUCUGUUCGAUGGUUUCAAAAACAAAUUAUCGGACGACAACAUGCAUCAGCUUUGAUACGGUGUUUACUUUAUAAAACAAAAAUCUCAUCCCGAUGGCGAGCAUUGCCAUCUGAAGCCAUUGAAAUUAUCAUUGAUAACGUCCUGAGCAAGUCUACGUCACCUAUCGGAGCAUUUCGACGCGUCCUUGAGUAUCUUGCCGGUGGCUUAGUUUUGUCAAAUGGUCCAGGGAUACGUAAACCAUGGGAAACGGAUGCUAUCAACAAUAUUUGCAGUAAUCUCACGGAUCAGGAGCGUGAAGAUAUUACACAUGAAGCUCAAAAUGGUUUGCGUCUCCUGACAUUCGGUCGGUUAAAUUCAUGGUUUGAACAUUCACACUCGGCAACGACAUCUCUUCAAAAACGUUCGCAUGCUGAUGAUGACAAUCGAAAUCUUGCGAAGCGACAAUGUACUUAA